GCAGGGCAGCGGGGUUGAGUAUCUGCACCCAGAGGCCCAGCAGUGUAGGGGUUAACACAGACAAUGUGCCGGGCAGGCAAGCAGGCCCGGGGGUCAGGGCCUGGGACAGAAGCAAAAGAUGCAGGCCACCGCAUUCCUUUUGUGUGUGUGCAGCUCAGCAGCCCACUCACUGCUCUUUGACUCCAACGUCCAUAUAAGGAAGAGAGCGCCAUGGCAACCACAGGGCUUGAAUAGCAGUGUCAAAUCCCUGAGCACAGAGACUCACUCACUCACACACACGCACACACACAAACAGAGAGCGAGAGAGAGAGCGAGAGAGAGAGAGAGAGGGAGAGGGAGAGGGAAAGAGGUUAUCUGGCUGGCCUGUUCUUCUUUUCAGUUCAUUUAAUUUAUUCUCCCAAAGCAAAAAAAAAAAAAAAAAACUAAUCUCUCUAGCAUUCUCUGGCCACUGGCUGACUCACAACACAACACUGGACGGCCGGCACUACAGUGGCUGCUUCUGUCUGAUUAACAGGGACCAGAAAAGAGAGAGAGAGAGAGAGGGAGAGAGGGAGGGUGUCACACAAGGACACAUUCGAUAAACAGUGAGCUUUCGCCUUUCUAAUUGAGAAACCAAGACAGGGUUUGUCUUGUUUUUUCUGUUUUUUUUUUGCAGGGAAGGAACAGAAGACUCUCCUGCUGUGUGUGGAAUGAGCUGGAGUGGCUGCCGCAGCGUUAGGCCUUGUUUUAUUACAAACAAGCCCUAGAACACAGAAAGGAGUUCCUUGAACUUUGCUCCUGUUUGGACACACACACAGAUAGCUGUUUCGCUGGAUUUCUGAGGCCCUGAUAAGCUGUUUUUUUUUUUUUUUUUUACAAUCUUCUGGAGAGAGCUGUGCUUGUUGGGGACUAAACGAAGGCAGACUUCAGUUACUGUGGUUCUCGGAAGUGACCUGGAAGACAAAAAGAAAACUGAAAAAGGGUAGAGGAAGUUUGGGUACACGUAGGAUUUUUCGACAACAAACAACAGUGGAAAAAUGGAGACAGAAUUUUUGUCCUUUUUCUGAAGGGAAAAACUUCCUGGGUGAAAAAAAAAAAAAGUUUUAACUUUUUUUUUUUCCUGUUUUGUGGAAAACAGCCUUUCCUGUCGAGUGAGAAAGGGGCGUAGUAAAGCGAUACUGGCUUCUGUCAGAUUUCAAGAUACUUCUUUCCCCUUCUCGCAGAAGGAACUGGUUUGACUCGUUCGUCAGAGGUUUGGCUUAACCCCGCUGAACCCUGUCUUGCUUUCGUUCAGUUGCGAGGAACUUUGCUGGGGCUGUGCAGUUCAGUUGAAUUUAUUGUUUCCUGUGAAAAGCAGUUUAUGCCUGUUCCUUACACUGUGAACCUGUUGUGCUUGAAGAGCAGAGGGUAGGGGCAGUGAGCUGCAAAGGAGGCCAGCUAACUGACUGCAAAAUAAGUAAGUUGGCUUAGGUGGUGGUUUGCUUGUGUGCAGGAGGACUGAAAAAGCUUUGGCUUUAGGGAAUCUGCUCUGUCUUACCCCUUAAAUAUAGUUUUUAGCUGGUGUGUGUGUGUGUGUGUGUGUGUGUGUGUGUGUGUGUGUCUUGGUUCCUGGUGUGGUUGGUAUUUAAAGACUGCAAGCUUUGUUUAUCCAGAGUGAUCUCUUCCUGAUCUGAGCAGCACAUGUGCACUUAGGCACCAGCGGUAAGCUUGGGGGAGGUUAGAGGACUCUUAACUAUGGUGCACUAAGAGCACCUAGGGAUUUGGAACACAAGCACAGUUAGAGAAUCCUACAUUUUGCACUACGGGAUUAGACACUAGCUUGGGUCAAUUGGGACUUCAUUUGGUGCUGUAAACCCCUAGUCUGGACAACUAAAAGAAAACUAAAAAAGGAGCAGCCAGCAGAGACCACCACCCCCCCCCCCCCCCCUCCAGUUUGGACUCGGAGCGGUAUGGCAAUGGUGAGCGGGGGAUGGGGCGACCCGAACGGAGAGACCAACGGCCUGGGAGAGAAGGGCUACCUGCGGGAGGAUGAGGAGGGGUCCCCCCAGGCUGGGGGCAGCGAUGCGGAGCCUGUGGUGGAUGACAGGGGCUGUGUGGUGGACUGCGGGGUCUGCGGGGACAAGUCAAGCGGUAAGCACUACGGCGUCUUCACCUGCGAGGGCUGCAAGAGCUUCUUCAAGAGGAGCAUCCGGCGCAACCUCAGCUACACCUGCAGAUCAAACCGGGACUGCCAGAUAGACCAACACCACCGGAACCAGUGCCAGUACUGCCGGCUCAAGAAAUGCUUUCGGGUUGGGAUGCGCAAGGAAGCCGUGCAGAGGGGUCGCAUCCCUCCGUCCCACUUGGGAAUCAGCCCCACAUCCACCCCAGGGGGGGACUUCUUGAAUGGACAGCCGGUCUCAGAGCUCAUCUCCCAGCUCCUGCGGGCUGAGCCCUACCCCAGCGGGCGCUACGGCUCCCAGUACAACCCGCAGCAGGGGGGCAGCGUGAUGGGCAUCGACAGCAUCUGCGAGCUGGCGGCACGGCUGCUCUUCAGCACCAUCGAGUGGGCGCGCAGCAUCCCCUUCUUCCCGGAGCUGCCCGUGUCGGAGCAGGUGGCACUGCUGAGGCUCAGCUGGAGCGAGCUGUUCAUCCUCAACGCCGCCCAGUCCUCCCUGCCCCUGCACAUGGCCCCCCUGCUGGCCGCGGCCGGCUUUCACUCCUCCCCCAUGUCCGCGGAGCGCGUCGUGUCCUUCAUGGACCAGGUGCGGGUGUUCCAGGACCAGGUGGAGAAGCUGAGCCGCCUGCAGGUUGACUCGGCUGAGUACAGCUGCCUCAAAGCCAUCGCGCUCUUCUCCCCAGACGCCUGCGGGCUCACAGACCCGGUUCACGUGGAGAGCCUGCAGGAGAAGGCCCAGGUCGCUCUGACGGAGUACGUGAGGGCUCAGUACCCGGGGCAGCCCCAGCGCUUCGGCCGGCUGCUGCUCAGACUGCCCGCGCUCCGAGCGGUGCCCGCAUCCCUCAUCUCACAGCUCUUCUUCAUGAGGCUGGUGGGCAAGACGCCCAUCGAGACCCUGAUUCGAGACAUGCAGCUGUCCGGCAGCUCCAUCAGCUGGCCCUACGUCCCGGGGCAGUAACCUGAGGGGGGUGGGAGGAGCUGCCCCAGGGCAACAUCAAUAUAGAUACACUUCAGCACACCGGUGCAGUAACUACGCUGCUUUUAGUUUAGAGCGGAGGGGCGUGUGUAUUAUAAAUGCAAUUCCUUGGUUUUGUGUUAAUUGCAUCUUCCCCACUUUAGCCUUCGGUGAACUCUAAGCUGUAUCAGACAGAAAGAGCACAAUACUGACAGUAAAACUAUUUGUCUGCUACAUUCCCUAAUUGUACUUUCUGAAGCCUACCCCCCCCCCUCCGUAUGGUGUAUAUAUCUAAUCGCCUUUAAAUACAUGUUGUUAGAAUCAGCUCCUUGAGUGCAUGCUUGUAUUUAAAAGUGCAAAGUGAAUUCGCAGUAGUGCUAAAGAGUAGUUAAUAUCCCUGCAUUCUGAAGUGAUGUUGAUGAUGUCAUAAAACAGGCUCACGCAGCUCCCUGAACAGACUUUAAUACAGCUGGAGCCAAAGGGCAACACAGAGGGAAACUCUGGGGAUUUUCAGGACUGUGAUCCUUGAGGAUCAGGGACAGUGGUUUGGGGCAUUGUCGACCGCAAAAGAACUGCUGAUACGAAACUGGUACAAAACACCGGAUCUGCUAUUGUCCAAACCCACAGGGUCACACAGGUUGGACUGGGGUUUAGAAGUAGGAACGCUGUCCGGAAUGUCAGGAUUGGUGCCGUUGCUUUGCCAAGAUUAAAAGAACACUGCUUGGAUUUAGACUAACUGGGAAUUGUUUCUGAUCCAAUAAUUCAGUUAAUGCACUUCCCUGUUCGUUUCAAAUAAUCCAACAAAUUGUGCUAGAGCUGGCCUUUUUAAAAUCUGUAUCCCUCUGGUUUGCAAUGCCUUCAAAUACUGCACUGCACACUACACUGGGCCCUGUGAACUCCCCCUCACUAACACACACCCUCACUGAUCUGCACACAGCUCUGUGGACCCGAAGGUCUUCGCAUAUUCAGGACAGAGAAUUUGAUUAGCUGUUGCUUGGCUGCUUGAUUCAAAUAACGGUUGGACAGCUUUAGUAGAAAGUAAAGGGCGGAUGGACUAAUUGUCCCCUGUGCUUUCCGAGAGAGAGAGAGAGCCGAAACAGAGGCUGAGACUCAGGAGAAGACUCCCUGCAGGCCACACAAGAAGAGAAGAAAUACUUGGAAUGUCAGACUGACUUUUUUAUUUUAUUUUAAUUUUUAAAUCCCUUUGAAGCGAUCAGAGGAAUGAGCUCAAGAGUUUAAAUCAACAGAUCACAAUGCGACCAUUUCACGUGUUUAAUACUAUGAUUGUGUGAAACUAUUCAUUCGAUUUAAUGCUUGUUCUUGGGUUUAUUCUUUUAUGUAAAUUGUGACUCAGAUUUCAGGGUUACAGGUCAAAUGCAGACCCCCCCCCCCCCCCCAAAUAAAACUUAUUAUGUCAUUAUUUUAGGUAAAGAUAUUUAGAUUGAAGGACACCAAAGCACCCCCUUAGCGUCUACUGAAAUGACUCCCUCUUUAAAACUAGACUGUAGCUUUACCCAUGAAAUUUGCACAGGAAUGUUGCAGUUGCUCAUGCAUCUAUCACAGAUUCCCAUCGUCUUUUACCAUGGUUUACUGCACUGCUCUGCUAUCAUCCUGUACUUUCCCCAUAUUUUACUACACUUUGAUUUUACCAUGGUUUACUGCACUACAAUUUGCUCAGUACUGGUGUUAAGUGAAGGGGUGUGGUGAGGAAUUCACCAAUCACAUUGUGUGCAAAAGUGACAACUAAUAAUGUACGACUGAAAGCAAUAAAAAAUAUUUUACAUGGAAGAA
Messenger RNA from Acipenser ruthenus (sterlet), 4883 nucleotides. Its product is annotated as nuclear receptor subfamily 2 group F member 6-like. Gene Ontology annotation, biological process: cell differentiation; anatomical structure development; negative regulation of transcription by RNA polymerase II. NCBI's taxonomy places the organism in Eukaryota, Metazoa, Chordata, Actinopteri, Acipenseriformes, Acipenseridae. Gene Ontology annotation, molecular function: nuclear receptor activity; zinc ion binding; RNA polymerase II cis-regulatory region sequence-specific DNA binding. The transcript has 4 exons. The record is from RefSeq and is a predicted model, not a curated record. Bases 1929 to 3095 code for a protein of 388 amino acids.